This is a messenger RNA of Hippopotamus amphibius kiboko, 1154 nucleotides long. RefSeq lists its product as uncharacterized. The coding region runs from base 1 to 786 and encodes 261 amino acids. Lineage: Eukaryota; Metazoa; Chordata; Mammalia; Artiodactyla; Hippopotamidae. The transcript has 6 exons. The record is from RefSeq and is a predicted model, not a curated record.
AUGAAGCUUUGUGAGAGUUGGGCCGCGGAGUUCAGGCCCUGUGCAGUUCAGCUGGGGGAGCCGCCGCCUGUGGGCACGUGGCACCUCUGGAUAAGCUGUGCCGGGGCACACCCCCUCUUUUACCAGGGAGAGCCCCCAGCCGUGGUGAUCAGACUGUAUGCGUUUACUGUACCUCCUUCAUUAAAUGACUUAGAAACCGUGGAGGAUGGUGACCUGACCUACCACAGGGACUUUUCAACACAGGGCCUCUUAUUCUUGACGAAGAUUGAUUCUUUUAUGUGGGCUGGCCCUUCUCUGCCUGGUGUGCCGCACCCGCGCUGCCUGUCUCCUCCUGGCCGUGCUCCAGCCUUCUGGCGGGCGAGGCCCGGCUGCCCCCUCAGAGGGCCCCGGCCCCUGCCCCUGGGGCUGGAGACAAGUCUGGCCACAUCUCCCCGCUGGGAGCUCAGCCCACCCAGCUGUUUCCCGCAGCCCCUCCCUGACGCGCCCCGCCUCUGCCCAGCCAGUUUCUCACACGAUAAGCCCCUUCCUCCCAGACUGUAUUGCUCCAGGACUCCGUCUCUGAGCAGACAACUUUGCAGACUGGCUCUCUGGACAGGGAAGCUGGCAGAGGGACCUGUCUCAGGCCCCCUGAUGCCUCUGAGCCAGACCGAUGUGGGCACCGUCACAUGGACCACAGAGGCCUUUGGUACCAGGCACAGACACCUCUCCGUUGCUGGGCUGAGACUCAUCCAAACACAGAGGUGGAAGCAGCAGCAGAGGAGAAUUAUGUGCUGGGCGCCAUGCUGAACAUGUCCCCCUGAGGUGACAGGACGUGAGGCUUAAAGGCAAGUGCUUCCCCUAACCAGUAACUGCCAGAGCCCAGAUGGUGGGUCCAAGGAUAUGCUGUGUGUGGGUUCUGCCUCACCCGCCUCUGGUCUCCUUUGCAGCUGGGGUGAGGAGUAAGAAAUCAUGGGCCUGGGUGUCCGAGAAGGAGGGACCCUAGAAGAAAGACAGGAACAGACCAGGAAGAUGCCUCGGCUGCCCACCCCCGCAGCAGAAGCAGCAGCUGCUCCCACUUUACAGGGACCUUUGACCAGGCUCAGAAAAUUCCUGGCUGACAGGGGCAGGGAGUGGGGCUUUUUGUUUUGUUUUUAUAAUAAACUGCAUACAUUUAA